AUGCAUGUCAAAAAGAAACACCAUCAAGAGACGCUCUCCGCCAUACCCGCCGUUGAUGACGCUCAACACUCCCACACUUCUCCGGCCAAACGCCGCCGCAGAUGCAUCUGUUUCUCAGUAGCUCUCACUCUACUUGCCGUUGUUGCUCUUCUCAUUCUUGUCCUAGCUCUCACCGUCUUCAAAUCCAAAAAGCCUGUCACCACCGUCAACUCCGUCGCCCUCAUAGAUGUAAACGCCUCCGUUACCCUCCUCCCACUUAGGGUUUCUCUGAACAUCUCCCUCGACAUAAAUAUCUCCGUCAGAAACCCUAACAAAGUGAGCAUCAAAUACCGGAACAGCUCCGCCGCUCUCCGGUACAAAGGCCAAGACGUCGGAAAUGUUCCUAUCCCCGCCGGAAAGAUUGGGUCCGACGGAACCAAACAACUGAACCUAACGCUUACCAUCUUUGCAGAUCGAUUGCUGAAGGAUUUGGACAUCUACCGUGAUGUAAUCAGCGGUAACUUUCGGGUGUCAAUUUAUAGUAGAAUUUCCGGCACAGUCCGUAUAGUGAAUUUGUUCAAUAUUCAUGUGGUCUCUACUUCAACCUGCGAUCUGAAUAUCGAUAUUUUAAAGAAAAGAAUUGUUGAUGAGAGGUGUGAUUACAAGAAGAAAUCAUAG
Messenger RNA from Cynara cardunculus var. scolymus (artichoke), 657 nucleotides. RefSeq lists its product as uncharacterized. The transcript has a single exon. Lineage: Eukaryota; Viridiplantae; Streptophyta; Magnoliopsida; Asterales; Asteraceae. The coding region runs from base 1 to 657 and encodes 218 amino acids. The record is from RefSeq and is a predicted model, not a curated record.